Molecule: messenger RNA, 1274 nt
Organism: Salvelinus sp. IW2-2015
Lineage: Eukaryota; Metazoa; Chordata; Actinopteri; Salmoniformes; Salmonidae
Product: NACHT, LRR and PYD domains-containing protein 1 homolog
Source: RefSeq, a predicted model, not a curated record
CUUUAGUAAUAUAAACACAGUCUCAAAGCCAGGUGUGUACUGACCAACCAUUCAUACUGGGAUAUAGACAGUCCUGUGUUCUGCUUGUAGGCAUGCAGGAUUUUAGCUGUUGUCAUAUUUUGUCAUUAGACAGUUUAAUUGAUAAAUCACCAGCAUUCCAUGUAACAUUGAAUAAAUACAUUAGAUUAGUUACUUUGGUUAAUGGGCCAGUUUACCAGACACAGAUUAAGUCUAGUCCUGGACCUUAAAGAACUUUCUAUUGAAACUUCCAUUGAGCAUGCUUUUAGUCCAGCACUAGACUCAAUCUGUGUCCAGGAAACAGGCCCCAUAUGUAUUACUGACAUGCUUGUCCUUGUUCAGGACUCCACACACUGGCUUCAGAUUGAACCCUUGACUUCCACUGUCCAGGGAGUGACAAUGUUCAGGCACAGGACACCCAAAGGGAGUUAUGAGUGCACAGUGUCUGGGCUCCGCUGGCUGUGUGAGAGAGAUGUCAUUCUGAAGUAUCACUUCAGGAACUGGGAACUCUACAGUCAACUUCUGAAAGACAUGCAGUACACACAAGGUGGUCCAUUGCUGGACAUCACUAUGGAGUUAGGUGAACUGGAGGAAGCUCAUCUGCCACACUUUGUCUGUUUAGGGCCCAACCCUUCCCUGAGGAAUGAGAUGAAGAUUCUUCAUGUAGAGGAACAUGGAGAGUCUUUAGAGGAAGUGCAUGAGGUCACCAGAUUCCAUGCUAAGAUUCUCCAUCCCAAGUUCUCAGCUAUCUCUGUUAUACUGAGCUAUAUCUUUUCUUGGAACGUCCACUGUGACGUGGUCCUCUAUUUGGCAGUAAAAAGGUCAACAGUAAUUUCACGGCUGUACCUGCUCCUCAGAAACUCCAGUCAGAAAGAGGCUGUUCAGGAACGGGAGAAAAAUCAGGUGUCCAAAGGAUAUUCAGAAUUGGUCCUGUCAAGUCCAAACGGGUCCUUAAAGCUGAACAGUUGGUUUGCACUCAAGAAUCCCCUCUCCAAGUCCAUCAAUCCAGAGAAGAUUCAGCUGUUACCUGCAGACACCACACCAAGCUGUUGUAAGAUGAUCAUGAGAAACACAGGGGUUGACAUUGAGAUGGAGUUAAUCGGGGAUGAUGAGAGGACAGUAUGGAGAGAGAUGGUACCAAUAGAUGAAUACAUCACUGAAACCCAUUCAACUAGUAAGUAAACAUGAGAGAUACAAACCAAUGACUUGAGGGCCAGUCAACAUGGUUUACUGUAGGACCUGGACUAGUCCUGAUU